CCGCCGCCCGCAAGAUGUCCACGCGGACGCCGCUGCCCACCGUGAACGAGCGGGACACGGAGAACCAUACCUCCGUGGAUGGAUACGCUGAACCACAUGUCCAACCCACCAAAUCGAGUAGCAGACAAAACAUCCCCCGGUGUAGAAACUCAAUUACAUCUACAAAUGAAGAACACCCUCACAUUGGAAAUUAUCGCUUACUAAAAACAAUAGGAAAAGGAAAUUUUGCCAAAGUGAAGCUAGCAAGACAUGUUCUUACUGGAAGAGAAGUUGCUGUGAAAAUAAUAGAUAAAACCCAGCUAAAUCCUACCAGCCUACAAAAGUUAUUUCGAGAAGUACGAAUAAUGAAGAUAUUGAAUCAUCCCAGUAUAGUAAAAUUAUUUGAAGUUAUUGAAACAGAAAAGACACUGUAUUUGGUAAUGGAAUAUGCCAGUGGGGGAGAGGUGUUUGACUACUUAGUUGCACAUGGAAGAAUGAAAGAAAAGGAGGCACGUGCAAAAUUUAGGCAGAUUGUAUCUGCUGUGCAAUACUGUCAUCAAAAGUGCAUUGUUCAUCGUGAUCUCAAGGCAGAAAACCUUCUACUUGAUGCAGACAUGAACAUUAAAAUUGCAGAUUUUGGUUUUAGUAAUGAAUUUACAAUUGGUAACAAACUAGACACUUUUUGUGGAAGCCCACCCUAUGCUGCUCCUGAACUUUUUCAAGGAAAGAAAUAUGAUGGCCCAGAGGUGGAUGUAUGGAGUCUUGGAGUUAUUCUUUACACACUAGUCAGUGGCUCCUUGCCAUUCGAUGGUCAGAAUUUAAAGGAACUGAGGGAGCGAGUAUUACGGGGGAAGUACCGUAUUCCAUUCUAUAUGUCCACAGACUGUGAAAAUCUACUGAAAAAACUAUUGGUACUGAAUCCAAUCAAACGAGGGAGCUUAGAACAAAUUAUGAAGGAUCGGUGGAUGAAUGUUGGCCAUGAUGAGGAAGAAUUAAAGCCAUAUACUGAGCCAGAACCAGAUUUUAAUGACACCAAAAGAAUAGACAUAAUGGUCACUAUGGGUUUUUCAAGAGAGGAGAUCCAUGAGUCUUUAGUAAAGCAAAAGUAUGAUGAAGUCAUGGCUACUUACCUGCUUCUAGGCAGAAAACCACCUGAAUUUGAAGGAAGUGAAUCCCUGUCCAGUAGUAACCUGAGUCAAAGGUCUCGACCCAGUAGUGACCUCAACAACAGCUCUAUGCAGUCUCCUGCUCACCUGAAAGUCCAGCGGAGUAUAUCGACCAAUCAGAAACAACGACGGUUCAGUGAUCAUGGUGGGGAUGACAUUCAAACAAUUGGUCCAUCAAUUCCUCCUGCUGUAUCAUACACAAAAAGGGCUCAGGCAAAUAGUGUGGAAAGUGAACAGAAAGAGGAAUGGGACAAAGAUGUGUCGCGUAAACUUAGCAGCACUACAGUUGGAUCCAAAGGAGAAAUGGCAGCAAGUCCACUUGUAGGUCCAGAAAGAAAGAAAGCGCCUGCAAUUCCAAGUAACAACAUAUUUCCUGUUGGUGGAAUGACCAGAAGGAACACGUAUGUUUGUGAGCGCUCUUCAGAUCGCUAUUCUGCAAUACAGAAUGGGAAAGAUAACAGCCUAACAGAAAUGUCUGCGAGUAGCACAUCUUCUGCAGGCUCUGCUGUUGCUCCUGCUGUAUCAACACGACCUCGACACCAGAAAUCUAUGUCUGCCUCUGGUCAUCCUAUAAAAGUUACGCUACCAACCAUCAAAGAUGGCACUGAAGCUUAUCGACCAAGCAGUGCAACUCAGAGAGUGCCUGCUGCUUCCCCAUCAGCUCAUAGUAUUAGCACUACUACUCCAGACCGAACCCGCUUUCCUCGUGGGAGUUCAAGUCGAAGCACUUUCCAUGGUGAGCAGCUACGGGAGCGGCGCAAUGCCACUUACAAUGGACCACCUGCCUCACCUUCACAUGAAACUGGUGCAUUUACACACGCUAGAAGGGGCACUUCAACUGGUAUUAUAAGCAAGAUAACUUCCAAGUUUGUUCGCAGGGAUCCAAGUGAAGGCGAAGCCAGUGGCAGAACUGACACCUCAAGGAGUGCUUCUGGGGAACCAAAAGACCGAGAAAAGGAGGAUAGCAAAGAUUCCAAACCACGUUCUUUGCGAUUCACAUGGAGUAUGAAGACCACUAGCUCCAUGGACCCGAAUGAUAUGAUGAGAGAGAUUCGAAAAGUGUUAGAUGCUAAUAACUGUGACUAUGAACAAAAAGAGAGGUUUUUGCUCUUCUGUGUUCAUGGUGAUGCACGACAGGAUAGUCUUGUUCAAUGGGAGAUGGAAGUCUGCAAAUUGCCACGAUUGUCACUCAAUGGAGUCCGCUUCAAGAGAAUAUCUGGGACUUCUAUUGCAUUUAAGAACAUUGCAUCCAAAAUUGCAAAUGAGCUUAAGCUGUAAAGAGAAACUAAAUUUAUGGGAUCAGGGAAAAUUCAUACGUGAACUACACUUACGUUUUGAAUGUACUGGUUACGCCUAGUGUGAGUGGCC
Molecule: messenger RNA, 2513 nt
Organism: Terrapene triunguis (Three-toed box turtle)
Lineage: Eukaryota; Metazoa; Chordata; Testudines; Emydidae
Gene: MARK1
Product: microtubule affinity regulating kinase 1
Exons: 18
Coding region: 15-2423 (802 amino acids)
Biological process (GO): protein phosphorylation; microtubule cytoskeleton organization; intracellular signal transduction
Cellular component (GO): cytoplasm
Molecular function (GO): ATP binding; protein serine/threonine kinase activity; tau-protein kinase activity
Source: RefSeq, a predicted model, not a curated record